CUAGCGCGCGCGCGAAGUUUGUCCACGGCCGCCUCCCGUUCGGGAGCAGCCCUGCCGGGCAGGGAGAGGAGGUGGGACGAGGCGGGGCGUUGCGGCCGCCGUGCCAGGGUGACCGGUAGCGCUGUAUUCGAGGUGGCGGGGCGGGCGGAAAGAGCAGGGAGGAGGCCGUGGUGCAGGAUGGCGGCAACAACCUACGAGCGGCUGAAGCUGCAUAUCACACCUGAAAAAUUUUAUGUGGAAGCUUGUGAUGAUGGAGCAGAUGAUGUACUUAUCAUCGACCGUGUGUCCACAGAAGUUACACUCUCAGUCAAGAAAGAUAUUCCUCCUUCAGCUGUCACAAGACCAAUAUUUGGUAUACUGGGCACAAUUCAUCUGGUGGCAGGUAAUUAUCUAAUUGUCAUUACCAAGAAGAAAAAAAUAGGUGAAUUUUUCAGUCAUGUAAUCUGGAAAGCAGUAGAUUUUGAUGUCCUUUCUUAUAAGAAGACAAUGUUGCACUUAACUGAUAUUCAGUUACAAGAUAACAAAACUUUCCUAGCAAUGAUAAACCAUGUCUUGAGUGUGGAUGGGUUUUACUUUUCAACAACAUAUGAUUUGACCCAUACUUUGCAGCGGCUGUCUAACACUAGUCCAGAAUUCCAGGAAAUGAGUCUCUUGGAAAGGGCAGACCAGCGGUUUGUAUGGAAUGGUCAUCUUCUAAGAGAACUUUCUGCUCAGCCAGAGGUCCAUCGGUUUGCUCUCCCGGUAUUAUAUGGCUUUAUUACUAUGCACUCAUGUUCUAUUAAUGGAAAAUACUUUGAUUGGAUUCUCAUCUCGAGGAGGAGUUGUUUCAGAGCUGGUGUCCGCUAUUAUGUAAGAGGAAUUGAUUCUGAAGGCCAUGCAGCUAACUUUGUAGAAACAGAACAAAUUGUGCACUACAAUGGGAGCAGAGCUUCAUUUGUACAGACUCGAGGAUCAAUACCACUUUACUGGUCUCAAAGACCAAAUCUCAAGUACAAACCACUGCCACUGAUCAACAAAGUAGCAAAUCAUAUGGAUGGUUUCCAAAGGCAUUUUGAUUCACAAAUAAUUAUUUAUGGAAAACAAGUCAUAAUCAAUCUGGUUAAUCAGAAGGGCUCAGAGAAGCCGCUUGAACAGGCGUUUGCAACAAUGGUGUCUUCCUUGGCAAAUGGAAUGAUCAGAUAUAUUGCCUUUGACUUCCAUAAGGAAUGUAAAAAUAUGAGAUGGGAUCGACUAAGUAUUUUAUUGGAUCGAGUAGCAGAAAUGCAAGAUGAAUUAAGUUAUUUUCUAGUGGACUCUGACGGCAAGGUGGUGACUAACCAGGAAGGCGUGUUCCGCAGCAAUUGCAUGGAUUGUCUGGACAGAACUAAUGUGAUCCAGAGUCUGUUAGCUCGUCGUUCGCUUCAGGCCCAGCUUCAGAGACUAGGAGUUUUGCAUGUGGGACAAAAGCUUGAAGAACAAGAUGAAUUUGAGAAGAUUUACAAAAACGCCUGGGCUGACAAUGCAAAUGCUUGUGCCAAACAGUAUGCGGGAACUGGUGCCUUGAAGACUGACUUUACCAGAACUGGGAAGAGAACUCAGUUGGGACUUAUAAUGGAUGGCUGGAACUCACUGAUACGGUAUUACAAGAACAACUUUUCUGAUGGAUUUAGACAAGAUUCCAUAGACUUAUUUCUUGGGAACUAUUCAGUGGAUGAAUUAGAAUCUCAUAGUCCUUUAAGUGUUCCAAGGGAUUUGAAAUUCCUGGCUUUGCCUAUUAUCAUGGUUGUCGCCUUUUCCAUGUGCAUUAUCUGUUUGCUUAUGGCUGGUGACACCUGGACAGAAACACUGGCAUAUGUGCUCUUCUGGGGAGUUGCAAGCAUUGGAACAUUUUUUAUUAUUCUUUACAAUGGCAAAGAUUUUGUCGAUGCUCCCAGAUUGGUCCAGAAAGAAAAGAUAGACUGAAUUUGUGUCUGUGGAAAGCGGCUUGGCUUGGAAGAUUCCAUUAUGCAGAACUGGAGUCUUUACUGACCCGCUUUCCACGUCAGCCCAAGGUCUUUUUAAAUCCUUUAUCCAAAAGCACAUCUUGCGCUUUGUGUGGGGGUGAUGACUUAGAAUUGAUCUGAUGUUACUGCCUUGAUGAUCUCUUUACUAUUGGGAUGGUUAUAAUUUGAAGCUAUUCUGUAAUUAAAAUGUAACCUCAAUUCAGCUCACGGAAUGGAAGGAAUCAUUGUCAAUUUAAUCAGCUGUGGCAGAAUAGGUAAAAUAUAUUUUAAAAAAAUCUCGCUUCUUUCCUUAUUUAAAACAGUGAAACUAUUUUUCUAGCUCAGUUUCUUGUCACUGUAGAAGCAGUUGCUGUUAGCAGGCACUUUUCCAUAUGCGUCUUUGGACUUUUCUUGAGUUUAAUAAUAAGCUAACUCUACUCUGUUUAUCAGAUGUCUUUCACAUACAUCAAGUAGUUGGACGAAAUAGUCUGUGACUACAUGGUAGGAAAGAGGAGACCAGGGUCUGGUGGUCCUUUGGAGCUUCAGUUGGGCUGCCUUAUGAGUUCAGUCAGCUUGAUUUGUGCAGUUUUAAGUGUGAGGGAAAAGGUUCAGGUGUAUUUUAUCUUUUUUAAAAGGUGUAAAUGAAAUCAAAGAAUGUGAAGUCUCUCUCUUAUGCUAGAGGUCCAAAGCCGCCUCUGUUUUCAGGAUUGCCCCAGUGUGGAGAAUGCCCUUGGUUGGUCAGCUCCUUCCUUCUGGACCUUUCGGUUUCUUGGGGGUCUUUCAUGGAGACAUGCAGGCCUCUGAGCGGGUCUUGUGCUGAAUCCAGUGUUGCACUUGGAGGCAGCAGCUGCUUUUCCACGCACGGUAGUGUCAAUGCUUCUCCCUCUUUAAGGGUUUUUGUUAGCUGUCAGUAAGUCUAAAAUUUAGUGCUUCCAGGUAGUUAACAGCUCUCCAAAUCAAGGACCAACUUUAAUUUAUGUGAAGAAAUAAAUCUGAAAAAAUACACUCUAGAAGCUGUGCAUAGUUCUAAUUAUAAGUCAGACUGUAUAUUCAAAUUGUAAUUAUGAGGUUUAAAAAUUAGAAAAGUAUGUAAGGAAGUAUAAUUGCCACUAUUUUAAAAUAGUUCAAUUAAAUACUGCUACAAUAUUUGUGUUGUGCUUGAAAAUAUGUACAGUUUUUUCAAUGGUAAUACCUUUUCCUGUCCUUAAAUAUCUCUAAAGAGCGCCUUGAUUUUAACGUUACCUUUUUUCCAACAUUAUCUUUUAUAAACAUUAAUAAGAGUUGUUGCUUUUAGAAACUCUAAAGGAAAUAAUAGCUGGAAAACCCUCUGUAGCUUAAAGUCAGUCAUUAAAACUCACAAUAGGGUAAGUAAUUAGAACUACCUACUCUUAACUUGUAAAUAAGCAUAAUUCGUUCCAAAGAGGAAAUAUCGAAACUUAGUUCAUGUCUACUGUAAUGUAUUACUCAGAUGCUACUGGGCAUUUCACAUUAAGAACUUAUUUCAACCACCACAACAAAGACCAAAUCUGAACUGCUGAUGUGGCUGUUUUGCAGUGAAUGGGCUAAUGUUGGUGUGUUAGAUCUUAAGGUAUCAAUAUUUCAGAACCCUGCAAUGAUUAUAUUUCUAAAUUCAUGUACUGUCCAUCCGUAAGUGAAAAUAAAAUGUCAUAUUCUUUUCUAA
Molecule: messenger RNA, 3642 nt
Organism: Lipotes vexillifer (Yangtze River dolphin)
Lineage: Eukaryota; Metazoa; Chordata; Mammalia; Artiodactyla; Lipotidae
Gene: SACM1L
Product: SAC1 like phosphatidylinositide phosphatase
Exons: 20
Coding region: 178-1941 (587 amino acids)
Biological process (GO): phosphatidylinositol dephosphorylation
Cellular component (GO): endoplasmic reticulum
Molecular function (GO): phosphatidylinositol-4-phosphate phosphatase activity
Source: RefSeq, a predicted model, not a curated record